Molecule: messenger RNA, 1281 nt
Organism: Trichomonas vaginalis G3
Lineage: Eukaryota; Parabasalia; Trichomonadida; Trichomonadidae
Exons: 1
Coding region: 1-1281 (426 amino acids)
Source: RefSeq, a predicted model, not a curated record
AUGAGUUUUCCAGACUCAUACCAAUGUCCAAUUACCAAUUGUAUGCACAAAGUAGUAUAUCAAGAACAAAACAAGGAGGCCUUUCUAAACUAUGUUAACGAAGAAAUCAAAGACACACAAAAGAAAAACACCAAUAAAUAUUUUGCAAUCCACACAGAUAGAUCAUUAAAGACAUUUGGUUUCAAUGACCUUUUUGUUAUUGAGAUUGCUCAAUGUUUUAGAGAUUUUCCAAAUCUCCAAUAUUAUAAAAUAGACACUAACGUAGAACAAUACGUUAAUCUUGAAGAUGGAUUUAUCAUUUUUCAACCUGACCAUGAUGUUAAGUCUGCAAUCAAAAAACUAAUAAAAACUCAAGGUAUUCACAUAAUUUUCUAUGAUCUAAUGCAUGAAUACCCAGUCCUUGCAUCAAAUGACAUUCGCAUCUAUAUGACAUCCAGCAAAUUAAUUGAUACUAUCAUUAGAAAUGGCAAAACCAGCUAUUCUUUUAAGUAUUCACUAGAAAAAGCCGUCUUAUCAAUCAAUUUUAAAUGCAUGGAGAAUAUAGGUGCCAUCAAGAAUCUUCCAGAUGUUGAUUUUCCUAAAUUAAUUUUCGAAUGUCAAAAUAAGAGUGAAGAAGAAGUUAUUGACACAUACAGAGAACUUCUUCCAUACUACUCUUCACGUGCUGCACUUGUUGCACUUUCAAUAUUCCCAGUCAUUCAAAGCUUCACAACUCUCUCAAAUAUAAAUAAUACAAAUCAAAAAGUUAUUAAUAGAAUAUUAUAUGAAGAGUCUCAGGCUAAGUAUGGAAGUGUCCUUGUUAAGCAACUUACCAUUGCUCAUUCAUUACUCAAUAAUAUUGAAAAGCAUCCCCAUGCUAGCUGGCUUUUCAUCGAGAACUUACUCGUACAAAUAGAUGACAUUCCAAAAAUUAAAUCAGAUUUCAAAUAUCUUCCAGAUCUCCAGGAACUUCGCACAUUUUGUCUUAAAAAACUUGGUGUCAUGAAAGAUGAUGGUUUGCCACCACCAGAAUCACAAUCAUUUACCACAUCUUCACCGUUUUCUACGAAAAUGGCGAAAUUUAAAAUCACUGGAGAACUUCAUGACCUUUUGAGGUCUCAAUAUCAAGAACUGGUCAGUGAAAGGGAAGGAAAAACAGUUGAGUUCGAAGAUGUUAUUGAGUCAUUUGAAAAUCCUUUAUUGAUGACAUGUUUGGAAUCAAUCUCUGAAAUUCCAACGAAGUCAAUACGUGAUGAACAAUAUCAGAAAGUUUUUGAGGCUAUUAUUAAUUCAUCUAAUUAA